AUGGGACUAAUUUCGGCGAACAAUGACAGUGCAUCAGAUAAGGAUGAAGAGAAAAACAAUGUGGAAAUAUCAAGACCAUCGAUUAGAAGCACACGUCGAGUAUUACCUACCUCUUCCAUUUUUGCCCGUUCUUCACUAACGCAAAACGACAGUUAUGCUAUAGUACGUGCAAGAAUUCGCAAUCACCAUGGAUGUUAUACACAGAAAAAAAGUGUCGAUUCUGGAAGAAAAAAUGAAAAUCGAAUCAGCGGUGGGGCAGAGAGUAUCUGGAAAAAUAGCAGAAAAAGACGAGUACAUCAUGAACAAAUUUGUUACGGCGAAAGGAUUGCAGAUGACUUAAUCAAUGAAUACUGUGACAAGUUGAACACUGCACUGCGCAAUCGUUUUGAUGGAAUGCUCGCUAUGCAGUACAUUCUUCUGGAACCCCAAAAUUUAGACAAAUUUAUAACUUCAAGGAAACCGGUGCUUCAAAUUCUUCUGGAUCAAAGAAGGGAGCACUACGUGUUGGUUGAACGGAAUUUUCUUGAGGACACUGUUGUUGUGUUCGAUUCGCUUGCUAAUUCCAGAAGAAAAGCAAGAGAUGCCUUAAAUCAAGGGCUAGCAGAGCAAAUUUUCAACAUGUUCGGGCAUUUAACAUCAAAUAAUGAAGUAAAAGUAAGGUAUGAGAUUGCAAUCGAGAAGCAAGACGAUAUGUGGUCAUGUGGCUUACAUGCAAUUGCAUAUGUUACAUGCCGAGCCUUCGAUUACGAUCCUCAGUGUUAUGUAUUCAAAAUGGACAAGGUUUUCAAAUACUUUUGCAACUUGUUGAAUGUGCAGAGUCCCAAUGUCCAGCAAUUCCGACAUGCAUUUGGAAGAUUUGCAAAGUAA
Molecule: messenger RNA, 867 nt
Organism: Thelazia callipaeda (thelaziosis nematode)
Lineage: Eukaryota; Metazoa; Nematoda; Chromadorea; Rhabditida; Thelaziidae
Source: the annotation of a GenBank genome assembly